CGCGUAGAGGAAGCGCAACAGCGUCUGUAAAAAACAACAACAAUCAGCGGCAGGACAAGGCGAGAAGACAAGGCAAUGGCGACGUGAACCUCUCUGCCCACAGCACAUCUCCGGCCUCCACAGCGGCUCUUCCUCCUGAGCGUUAGAUAUAGAUGGUGCCGGGCUCAUGAACCUGGCCAGUCAAAGCGGGGAUGCUGGCGGAAGCCAGCUCCUGUUCGCCAACUUUAACCAGGACAACACGUCCUUGGCUGUUGGCACGAAAUCAGGAUACAAGUUUUUCUCUCUGUCAUCUGUGGACAAACUGGAGCAGAUCUAUGAGUGUACGGACACAGAGGACGUGUGUAUCGUGGAGCGGCUGUUCUCCAGCAGCCUGGUGGCCAUCGUGAGCCUGAAGGCGCCCAGGAAGCUCAAAGUGUGUCACUUCAAGAAGGGCACCGAGAUCUGCAACUACUCCUACUCCAACACCAUCCUGGCCGUCAAGCUCAACCGACAGCGGCUGAUCGUCUGCCUGGAGGAGUCCCUCUACAUCCACAACAUCCGAGACAUGAAGGUCCUGCACACCAUCAGAGAGACCCCCCCCAACCCCUCAGGCCUGUGUGCUCUGUCGAUCAGCAACGAUAACUGCUACCUGGCCUAUCCCGGCAGCGCCACCAUCGGGGAGGUUCAGGUGUUCGACACCGUCAACCUGCGUGCGGCCAACAUGAUCCCUGCCCAUGACAGCCCCCUGGCCGCCUUGGCCUUCGACGCCAGCGGCACUAAGCUGGCCACCGCCUCGGAGAAGGGCACCGUGAUCCGGGUCUACUCCAUCCCCGAGGGACAGAAGCUCUUUGAGUUCCGGCGAGGAGUCAAAAGGUGUGUGACCAUCUGCUCGCUGGCCUUCUCCAUGGAGGGGCUCUACCUGUCCGCCUCCAGCAACACUGAGACUGUCCACAUCUUCAAGCUGGAGACGCAGAAGGAGAAAUACGUGCCAGCGGAGGAGCCCACCACCUGGGGGGGCUACCUGGGCAAGGUGCUGAUGGCCUCCACCACCUACCUGCCCGCCCAGGUGACGGAGAUGUUCACCCAGGGCCGAGCCUUCGCCACCGUGAGGCUGCCCUUCUCCGGACACAAGAACAUCUGCGCCCUGGCCGUCAUCCAGAAGAUCCCGCGGCUGUUGGUGGCGGCGGCGGACGGGUAUCUGUACCUCUACAACCUGGACCCCCAGGAGGGAGGAGAGUGCACCCUGAUGAAGCAGCACCGUCUAGACGGCAGUACUGAGCCAUCCAAUGAGAUCCUGGAGCAGGGGUCACAUGACCGGCCUCUGGCGUGCCAGACCUACAGCGGGGCGGUCUCUAAAGGUUACUGCGAUGAGCCGGGCGCGGUCGGAGGGGCGGGGCUGGACGACGACCUCAACGACCUGCGAUUGGACGAGGAGAACGAGCAGCCGCCGCUGAUCCUGGAGACGGACUGAGCGGCGGCCGCAGCCACCAAUCAGAGGGCUGCCUCUGGUGCUGCCGCGAACACCUGGACUCACGGGGGGGGGUCCGGUCACAGCCCUCCUGGGAGGGGGGGGGCAUCUCAACACCAUGCAUUCAAGAGGCUGUAAUCCCAUCCCCCCCCCUGCCACAUCCAUGCCCCCCCCUCAGGGUCGCCUGCGCAGGUGACCCUGAAGCUUUGCAUGUACAUGUGCCAACCCCCCCCCCCCCAGUGGGGAGCGACCCCCCCCUCUCAGACGCGUCACAUGUUCCCCGUCCCGGAUGAGCGUCCAAGUGCCUCUGCCCUGUUGCCAUGGUUUCACUGAUUUGAGGGAGGGGCUGUUCCCCCCGCCCAUUGGCUAAAAUAAACGCUGUUUUUUUUUCUCCUGUUUUUAAUCCUAACAAGCGUUUUGUUUUUAGAGCGGUCGGGCAAACCCUCCUCCCCCUCCUACCCCCUAGAAGAUGUGUGUGUGUGUGUGUGUGUGUGUGUGUGUGUGUGUGUGUGUGUGUGUGUGUGUGUGUGUGUGUGUGUGUGUGUGUGUGUGUGUGUGUGUGUGUGUGUGUGUGUGUGUGUGUGUGUGUGUGUGUGUGUGUGUGUGUGUGUGUGUCCAGCAUGUACAUUAUCAAAACAUCUAGGAAACUCAUUAAUACAUUUCACUCGUUCAUAACGGAUCCCCCCCCCCCCUCCCGGGAGCUGCAUUCUCAUUGGUCAAUGCUGACCGCUCCCAUCGUUUUUCUUAAUGACCAUAACCAACUGUUAACCAAUCAUAUGUCACGCAUUAGCAGAAGAGAAGCAGAGGAAACCUGCAUGGAGGACGGUCAGGUGGGGGUGAUGGCGAGGUGGGGGAAGCUGGCCAAUGAGGGCGGAGAACAGCUCUCCGGUGCUGAGCUAAACUAUAAGCGGCAGCAGCGAGAGCAGAGAGCUCCGCCCUGAAGCGGUUCACCUCCCAGAUGCAUUCUGGGACAUCAAGUGCAGGUUUCUUUUGCCUGUGCUUUGAGGGAAACGCACAGUCGUCAUGGGGGCCAGAAGGUUCCAGAACCUUCCUUUGAAGCUCCUGGUCAUGUGUGGGGGGGUGGAGUCUUAGGAGGAGGAGCAGCGGACUGGAGAAGUGAUGUUUUCUAAUGAUUUUGUACAAAACAAUGUGAAAUGUCCAUCCAAAAGUAUAAAGGAAAAUAAAAUCCAAAUCCAUGUGGA
Messenger RNA from Gadus macrocephalus (Pacific cod), 2649 nucleotides. It is a transcript of the gene wipi2, whose product is annotated as WD repeat domain, phosphoinositide interacting 2. Gene Ontology annotation, biological process: autophagy of mitochondrion; protein lipidation; protein localization to phagophore assembly site. Gene Ontology annotation, cellular component: extrinsic component of membrane; phagophore assembly site membrane; cytosol. Gene Ontology annotation, molecular function: phosphatidylinositol-3,5-bisphosphate binding; protein binding; phosphatidylinositol-3-phosphate binding. Bases 167 to 1450 code for a protein of 427 amino acids. The record is from RefSeq and is a predicted model, not a curated record. The transcript has 12 exons. Lineage: Eukaryota; Metazoa; Chordata; Actinopteri; Gadiformes; Gadidae.